UCUCGGGCGCGUAUUUAAUCUUCCGCUCUCCGUCGCAUCCUCAAGAAGUAUCCUGCGAAGGUCGAAGAAUGUCCCUUUUCCUGGCAACUUCGCUCCUGUGCUUUUUGGUCCUGGCUUCGGGAGUCCAGGAUACCGUUUUCGCGGACGCCGAACAGAUGAAGGGUGAGAAGAAAAGUGGUCAGAUGCUGGAAGCCCUUCUGGAUCGGGAAGAAAGCCGCUGCUACGGAAAGAAAUGUUUCCAUUCCGAAGAAUGCUGUAGAGGCGCAGCCUGUGUGGACAUUGAAGGAUUGUCUGGCAUGUGUCUUCCCAUCCACGGUAAGGAGUUUUACCAGCCUUGCGAAAAAGACUCCGACUGUGGCACUGGCCUGGAAUGUGUAGAUUCGGGGAAUUACGCCCCUGGGAAAAUCUGUCAGAUGGAAGGAAGAUCCAUUGAGAAAAGGGGUGGAUACAGACACGCAUGUGAGACUAGCGCCGACUGCAGAAAUGACUUAGGAUUUUGUUGCCAGGAAGCUUCGUGGUCUUUCUUAUCUAAUUCUUGUCAGCCAUACUUAGAAGAAAAAGUUUGUAUUGGAAACCUAUCAGAGGACGCCGCUGUAAAUCUCCUACUUUUCGACCCAAUGCUACAACCCAGGCUGGGAUAAAUAUUCAAAAACAAGAGAAGAGUUUUAGUAUUCACGCGAUUUCCCAUAGUUAUGUCUAAUAAAAUACUGGAAAUAGAUUGAUAAACACAGCGUAACCGCGGUAACAUAAAUCUGAAGGAAAAGACAUUUGACAGGAAACUUCAAAUGUCAGAUGGCGAUUGUCUUCACAAAGUACUAAAAAGUAACGCAUUUAAUUUAUUCAGGUAUAUAAUUCUUAAAAGAUUUUAUUUUCUUAAUUAAAAAUUCAGUUUUAUAAAAUCAAGAAAGGACCUAAUUUGUCAAUAAAGAUUUGCUUUCUUUA
Molecule: messenger RNA, 942 nt
Organism: Argiope bruennichi
Lineage: Eukaryota; Metazoa; Arthropoda; Arachnida; Araneae; Araneidae
Product: ITG-like peptide
Exons: 4
Coding region: 69-641 (190 amino acids)
Source: RefSeq, a predicted model, not a curated record